Anneissia japonica is the source of this 1657-nucleotide messenger RNA. RefSeq names its product cytochrome b561-like. Lineage: Eukaryota; Metazoa; Echinodermata; Crinoidea; Comatulida; Comatulidae. The record is from RefSeq and is a predicted model, not a curated record. Gene Ontology annotation, molecular function: oxidoreductase activity.
AUCUAAAAUUUUAUAAAUCAACUGUGUAUAUGGUCGGCUCAUCGACGUGCCGUGGAAUGCAGUAGGUAUUUGAACCUGCUGUGUUUACGACAGCAACCAUCAUCUUCAGCCUCGUUUUCAACUCAAAAUAAUGUGUAACCUUGUAAAACCACAAGGUUCAACUAAGACACCCACUUAUUUUGAUUUAUGUUGUCAUAUAAUAAUAAUUGGCUUAUAACGAAUUCAGUCCACACAUCGUGCACAACUCAACACGUGGCCAACAUUCUGAAGCGUGUAUAUUACACUUUAUAGUUGGUUAUCCGUGGUGUUUGCAGUUCAACGUUUGGGAUUUCGAUGAAAGGAUCAAUAGCCGGUAAAUGCCACAAGCUUUGGAGUCACAUAUAAACAUAUUGUAUAAUAGUAGGAGGAUCUGUAACAAGCAAGUUAUAAUAUAUUGCUGUAGGCCUAGCAUAUGGUAAAAGGCUAUGUCUGACAAGAUACAGUUUUUCGCUCUUUUAUUUCUUGCCGAGGUUUCUGGUUUAACCGCAGUGGUACUUAUCGGCCUUUUCGGUGGUCAGUUUAACAGAGAGCCAGGUUACAGGUGGGAUGGAAGCCUCAAUACUUUCAACUAUCAUCCGCUACUAAUGAUCGUCGGGUUUAUAUUUCUACAAGGCAAUGGUGAGAAUAUUCCCUUUGGUGCAGUUCAUUCUGAACAGCUCCCUCCAGCGAUUAUAGUCAGCAACACAUUUUGUUUAUGUUUACUAUUAUUUGCUGCCACUAUCGUCACCAUUUUAUGGAAUCCGAAUUACGGAACGAAAAACCAAACGGAAGAUUGCAUAGAAUUGAUGGAAUCGUCACAUCCAUUGAACGCAUAGUCUGUGACUGCUCUAAUGGAGGUGGGGAAGAAGGCGUAUCCUCCGUCGAACAGUUAAGCAACCCCCCCCCCCCACUCCCCGUCAGGUAAAUCCUGGUGCCGCCACUGUACAACAUGUAUCCUGACCUCUAAACAUUAUGCCAUCUUCAUACAUAUUUUAUAUUCAAUAUAGGCCUAAUUGGACUGAUGAAUUUCAAGUCGCUUAAAUUUUGUUUGUUUGGAUUUUGUAUUCAUGUUGCCAUGGCAUUCUGUUUUUUAAAUUAGCGAAAUAAUGAUAAAAGGAUCGUUGCUAUACUGUACCGAUUACACGGAAGGUGAAUAUGAGCGAUUUACAGUACGUAAUUUUAAUUUAAAAAAUUUAAAAUGCUGCGUAAGAAAGUUUAGAAAUUAUAUUGCAUACCGGUAUGCAUUGUGGCGUGCCAUGGCAUAUCGGAACGGUGCCUUGUUUGUUGCGUUCCUCCAGUGUUUAAUGAGCUACCGUAUGUUUACUCGUGCCUAUUUAUUGCUUAACUAAUAGUUGACUGCUCCUUGAGAUACAUUUGUCUUCUUUUAUUUAUUGUAUACGGGCUACAUCAUGAUUUAAUAAAUACAUAAACAAUUUAUAAUCUUUUGUAAGAUGACGUGCCUUUCUCUAAAUGCGUUAAUCCUGCAUUAAAAGAUGCCAUAGCUAAACUACAAGGAUAACAAAACAGCCGGAGCAAACACGAGAAUAUAACAAGAUGUAAAGUAUAUUAAAUGUAUAAAUAAUAAGUAAACAAAAUGCGGGUAUUCUAAAAUACAAAUAAAGACAUUAAUUUUUUUAAA